Botrytis fragariae is the source of this 1467-nucleotide messenger RNA. RefSeq names its product putative mfs efflux protein. The transcript is spliced from 3 exons. Gene Ontology annotation, biological process: transmembrane transport. Bases 1 to 1467 code for a protein of 488 amino acids. Gene Ontology annotation, cellular component: membrane. The record is from RefSeq and is a predicted model, not a curated record. NCBI's taxonomy places the organism in Eukaryota, Fungi, Ascomycota, Leotiomycetes, Helotiales, Sclerotiniaceae. Gene Ontology annotation, molecular function: transmembrane transporter activity.
AUGGCUGCUCAUUUCUCCUCAAUCUUCGACAUCGUAUCGACAAACAAUGAACAUGUUGCUGCUGAUACGGCAGCGAACAAUGAACCAAUCGCCGCCCCUCAGAAAUCGGUCACCAGAACAUAUCACUCAGCCCAACAACCUCAUGCAAUUGAACUCGAUAAUUUACAAUGGGGAUCAAAUGUCAAUCGACCAUCUGCAUCUGGAACUACCACACCUGGAGCAGAACCUGGAUCGGGAUGGACAACUCCAGGCUGGCAGACUUCAACGUCCCAAAAUAGAUACAGAAUGACUGCGACCUGCUUGUUGAACUUUGGCAAUGGUUUGAGUGAUGCUGCAGCUGGACCAUUGAUUCCCAAGAUGAUCAUAGCAUAUGGCAUUCAAGAAAGACUCGUAUCUCUCAUAUUUAUCACGCAGGCAAUAGGCUAUAUUUCGGCAGCCUUUUUCAUAGAUGCUAUCAGAUCUCGAUUUGGAAGAGCCAAAUCUAUAAUGUUUGCUGAAGGCCUCAUGGUUAUUGGCUAUGUGAUGAUCGUUCCCAAUCCUCCAUUCCCAGUCGUUGUCCUGGCAUUCCUGUUCAUCGGAUUUGGCAUGGCAAUUAACUUGUCGUUGUCAAACGUUUUCGCAGCUAACCUCGAUAAUGGUACUAAAAUGUUGGGCUUCAUGCAUGGUUCCUACGGACUUGGGGGUAUCAUUGCUCCAUUGGUAGCCACCACACUCGUUUCAUCUGGCGUUUCAUGGAGUCGUUACUACUUUAUUCCGCUUGGAAUGAUGCUCGCAAAUCUAGUAUUUGCCGGAUGGGCUUUCUGGGACUACGAGGAUCCAAAUGAAAUGGCGCUGCUCAACUUGACUCAAUCAGGAAGCAGACCAAAGUUCAGUGCAAAGAGGGACUUGAUGGAAAUGUUGAAAGCUGCUAAAUUACCAGCUGUCUUGAUCGGUGCUAUUUUCAUUUUCUCCUAUCAAGGUGCGGAAGUUUCUAUCUCCGGCUGGGUUGUCUACUUCCUGCAACAAGUCAGAGGUGCCAAUAACAAUGCUGGAUAUGUUACUUCUGGUUUCUGGGGUGGCAUCACACUCGGUCGUUUCUUGCUAUCUCCUAUCGGGCACAAGAUUGGUGAAAGGAAGUUUGUGGUUAUCGUUGUGGUGUUAUCAGCUGCUUUCGAAGGAAUCGUUUGGGGUGUCCCUAAUGUCAUUGGAGACGCUGUUGCGGUUUCUAUCGUCGGUCUCCUUCUUGGGCCCGUCUACCCAUGUGCCGCCUACGUUUUCACUCGCAUCAUCCCUCGCAAAUACCAAGUCAGUGGAAUGAGUGUCAUCAGUGCUCUUGGUAGUUCUGGUGGUGCCAUUGCUCCUUUCACUACCGGAGUUUUGGCUCAGUCUUUUGGCAAUUUCGUCUUGCAUCCUAUUGCUUUAGGCCUCUUUGUUGUUAUGAUGCUUUGCUGGUUCUUAUUACCAAAGGUGGAGAAGAAAGACGAUUAA